Molecule: messenger RNA, 1914 nt
Organism: Sphenostylis stenocarpa
Lineage: Eukaryota; Viridiplantae; Streptophyta; Magnoliopsida; Fabales; Fabaceae
Source: the annotation of a GenBank genome assembly
AUGGAUUUGGGUAACGAAUCCGUGGAAGAGAACGAAGUGAAUAAUGAUGGGAACGGAAACGGUGGUUCCUAUGGUAACGAGAAGAUUGGGUUGGGAUUCGAGGGAAAUUCGGAUGUCAACGGGUCGGAUCAAAAGGGAACGACUGGUGAAGUUGAAGUGGAUAGUGGGGAAGGUGUGAAUGACAAGGGGACGCCGACAAAGGGGUUUGGGUUGAAGAAAUGGAAGAGAAUUAGGAGGAAUGUUGUUAAGGAUCCGAAUUCAAGUGCUGAUUCGGGUAAAGUGUUGAAGAGGGGGUUGUCUGGCAAUGUCAACUUGAGGGAAAACCAGCCUUUUCAGCGUGAUGUUAAGGAGAGAAGCGAUGGAUCUUCCAAUAUGCUUGCGAAUGUAGUGUUUUCUGACGGCAAUGUGAUCCAUGGUUCUAGUUCGGAUUCUAGAUAUGCACUUGGAUCUGGUUUUGCUGUUGGAACUGAUUCUGAGAAUAGCGAGGAUCGGAGCAGCAAGUCUUCUACUGCGGCUAGUGAGCCCAAGUUGAGGCAAGAGAAAAGCCGUAGUAAGAAUGUGACUUCAAAGCAUUUAGCAAACUCGGCUCAACGAGUUCAACAGGGGAAGGGAAGGACUGAAGGUAGUAAGAAACCAGGAGGAGGUGGAAGAGUCAAAAUUGAGAAGGAAAAUUCUUUCUCUAGUUUGGAAUCUGAUUCUAGAAGCUCCAACUUUAAGCAAGGUGUUUUUUCGGUUACUAGUAAUGGAAAACAUAGUGGUAGGCCAAAUGUUUACGAUGGAGUUAAUAGAGGUGAAGCACACGCUAAUGAACAUUUCACCGAGGGAGUUGAAGCUGGUUAUGGCAACGAAAACGUUGUUGAGGAUGAAGAUCUUCUACCAGAGAAUUUAGCUACAAAUUUGUCGUGGGAUGUUACAGAAGAAAAAAGUGUGAACAACCAAUCAUCAGCCAUUGAAGAUCCAUUGAUCAAAUCAGUUUGUAGCCUUCAGGCUGUCCAGGAGGCACUUCAAGAAGCACUGUGCUGGGUGAUAAAUAGAUGGAAAACAGAAAAUGAGCCUGUUGGAAAACCAGCAAUUUUCUCUAUGUCAGGGAUUUCUUUGACUAAAUGUCUGUAUGUGCUGGCUUUGACUUUUCCCCAGUGGCUUGGCUGUCUUAUGGUUAAGUGUCUUGAUUUUGAGCCUAUCAUAGUUAAACUCCAGAAAUUUAGGGAGAUUGGGAUUGAAGCCAUUUCACCAGAUGAUGAUCACUCUGCCAAGUGUAGCAGUGAGUCUGCUGGUCCUACUGUUGAUCUUGGACUUAAUAAGUCAAGCCAAUCUGAUCAGUCUGGUGCUGAAGAAGAAGAAAUUAAACAAACUGCUUUGAGUUCCUCAUAUCCUCAGAUAUCGAGCCUGACACAAAAUAUAAAUAUUUUGGAAAGGAAGUUGGAGGAAUUACAGGGUGUGCUUGCUCUGAAGGACUCCAGGAUUGCUGAACUUGAAAAAUCCUUGAGUAGUCUUAAGAUUUCUAGGGAAGAAUCUUCUAGAACGUUAGGUUUGUCGGAUGAAAAAUGCAAAGGGGUUGAAUAUGAUCUCGAGGGCCUUUUUAGGCUGAAGAUCGAAGCUGAGGUUGAAUACCUAGCCGUCUCAAAGGUGAUGCAGACAUUGUUUGAAGAACAAGAGAAACUUUCUGAAAGUCAAGUGCAGGUUCUUGACAAACUUGUAGAUGCAGAGAGUAAAGUUUCAGUGCUGAAGAACAAAGCAGAGGAAUUGGAAAAAUAUUGUGAUGAUAGCGUAGUAGUUGAGGAGUCUCUUGUGCUGCAGAGAAGACUAUGUAAGGAUACAUUUUAUCUUUUCAUACAGUCCAUGUUUUUAGUUUUCAUCUUUUGGCUUUUUAUGUCACAGUCAUCACCCAAUUCUGGGAUGGUUGUACCCACUUAG